GCAAAGCAAAGCAAGGAUCAUCACCCACUUCCACUUGUGUCACAAACACGAGAGAGACAGAGAGAGAGAGAGAGAGAGAGAGAGAGAUAAGCAGCUUUUUCUCAGAGAGUAAACUUCAUCCUAGAGAAAUGCAUUCAGAUAAGGACUUGUGCUAGACCCAGUAGUAAAUACCGCUCUCUUUCACACACCAAAUGACCUCCUCCUUUGUGCAUUUCCCAAAAAACUGUUCGACCUUUAAUGCCCCUUCAAAAAUCUCUCUCUUUUCCCCUCUGUCUCUCUCUCCUACACAUUCAAAGUUCCUUCCCUUUUCUUAGUCAUAGACCUAGGGAAGCACAGAGAGAGUGCAAAACAGCCUGACCUUUAACCUGUUUGAAAAAUGCCACUUUGACUCUGUCUUUUUUGACUGUUUACUUCUUGGGUUAUCUUUUGCUUCCUCACACUUUGUGGUGCUAAACAAGACCUGGGUUUGAGUUUGUUGUGGCAAAUAUAUUGGCAUUGACUUAAAUUUGUGGUCUUUUUUUAUUUACUGUAAGUUUUUGGAGAGGGGUGGUGUUGAAGGUUGAACUUGAAGAGUUGAGCUUUGUGUGUAUAUGGUUAUGGGGUUGCCUUUAAAGAUGCUUGGUGUCAAAGGCUUUAUAAUGGGUUGGUGACAGUGGACCUGUUUCAGUCUCUCUGUUCUUUGCCUUCAGCAUGAAGCCUUUUUGUUGUUUCCCUUGGUUUGAGCUUGUCUUUGUACCGAGUAGUGAAUGUUAGAGCAGGAGGGGACAUUUUGCAUUGAGUUGCAAGGUUGGGGUGAGAGUUUCUUUUGAAAGAUAGCUGAAUAAAUGCAUGGAUCGGAGGGACCCUAUGGCAUUAUCAGGGUCAGCCUCUUACUUCACAUCAAGAGGACUAACACAGUCUGGUUUACAUGGAUCACAAGGCAUUCAUCCCUUAUCUAAUCCAAACACAGCAUUUCAAUCCAAUCUUGGGGGUGGUAACAUUGGUUCAACAUUACCGAUAGAGCCUUCUUCAGCUAUUACACCUCAUGGUGUCAAUGUGGGUGCACCAUCUAUGCUGCCACCAGGUGAACCUGUGAAAAGGAAAAGAGGAAGACCUCGGAAAUAUGGACCUGAUGGGACUGUUUCAUUGGCAUUGUCUCCUUCAUCAUCUGCUAAUCCCGGGAUGGUAACAUCAACCCCAAAGCGAGGUAGAGGGCGGCCACCUGGGUCUGGGAAGAAGCAGCAGUUAGCAUCUCUUGGUGAAUUGCUGUCUGGUUCGGCUGGGAUGGGUUUCACUCCUCAUAUUAUCACCAUUGCAAUGGGAGAAGACAUUGCAACAAAAAUAAUGUCGUUUUCACAGCAGGGGCCAAGAGCUCUGUGCAUCUUGUCAGCCAAUGGUGCUGUCUCUACCGUGACACUUCGUCAGCCCUCAACUUCUGGUGGUACAGUCACAUAUGAGGGACGGUUCGAGAUAAUAUGUCUGUCAGGCUCUUACUUGCUCACUGAAAGUGGUGGCUCCCGGAACCGAACUGGCGGUCUGAGUGUCUCCCUUGCUAGUCCUGAUGGUCGUGUCAUUGGUGGAGGCGUAGGGGGGAUGCUUAUUGCAGCAAGCCCUGUUCAGGUGGUAGUAGGUAGCUUCAUAUGGGGUAGCUCAAAGACAAAGAACAAGAAAAGGGAAGCUGUAGAAGGUGCCAGAGACUUGGACCAUCAGACAGUCGACAAUUCAGUUGCGCUAAAUAGCAUUUCACCAGAUCAAAAUCUUUCUCAAAGCGCUUCAUUGGCGGCGUGGCAGGCAUCACGGCCGUUGGACAUUCGUAACACUCAUGUUGACAUUGAUUUAAUGCGAGGGUGACUUGUUUUAUUUACAUGGGCGUUGUAUGUACAUUUCAGUUUCAUUCAUGGCUAGUCGAACCUAUUAUUCAUUGAAGCAUCGAUGAUGGAAAACAGAAGCCAGCUGAUUCUGGCCUUUGAUAAUUCUAACUUCAUUUAUCCAUGGUAGACAUUGGGGAUGUACUCAUAUUUCUCUAGUUUAUUCAAAAUUUAGUUUGAAAUUUAGCA
This is a messenger RNA of Prunus avium (sweet cherry), 2036 nucleotides long. RefSeq names its product AT hook motif DNA-binding family protein. Gene Ontology annotation, molecular function: minor groove of adenine-thymine-rich DNA binding. Lineage: Eukaryota; Viridiplantae; Streptophyta; Magnoliopsida; Rosales; Rosaceae. The record is from RefSeq and is a predicted model, not a curated record.